GGCGGCGGAUGGGAAACAUAGGAGUUUGAGACCCACGGAACACUAAAACGAGUCAGUCACAGCCUAAGGUAAACGCCGAAAUUUUUCUCGUUUCAAGCAUACCUUUCUCGGCCUUUUGGCUAAGAUCAAGUGUAGUAUCUGUUCUUAUCAGUUUAAUAUCUGAUACGUGGUCCAUCGGACCACAUGAUAUUAAAUUAAUUUCUUUCGGGGGCAGGUGCCAAUGGCUAGCUUGCUGGUCGGCCCUGUGCGCGUCGCCUCGGUAUUGCACUAUCUCCGAGGAAGGCGCACCCCUCCCCCAACGGGGUCUAAUUAAGAAACUUGAAAUGGGAUUAGGGAGUUAACACACAAUUCUUGCUAAAGAGCGAAAUGAUAAUACACCCAACACAUCGUUUCCCCCUAGUUGCGACUCAUCUGCUCUGUACACGGCGGCAUCUUACCUCUUCCUAACAGCUGUCACGUUUGUGUCUGUGCGCGCGACCGAUCCGCCUCGCCAUGCUAGUCGCUGUUAGUCGCUGUUAGUCGCCGCUGGUCGCCGCUGGUCGCCGCUAGUCCGCUGCCCGUUUGCCAGUGGAAGCACGCUGAUGGUGGCUCGCGCGCUCCCCGCAGCUCGCGGCGAUCGCGGUGGCGCCUCUGGCGCGUUCGUGAGCACUCAGGCGCUGCUGGCCUUCGCGCUCUCGCUGCUGCUGCUGCGGUCGUACAACAGCCGCCGAGCCGUGCGAGGCGAGCCAUGGCUGGCCGUCUUCCCCUGGGGCUGCGCGCUGCAGGGCACAGAGGGGGGCGUUGCAGGGCGCCUGGUGGUGGGGCGAGGUGGGGGGGCGGCUGUGGAGGAGGGUGCGGUGGGGGGAGGAGGCAGCGAGGAUGAUGGGGUGGAUGGAGGCGGGGAUAGUAGCGGUGGCGGGGACGCCACAGAGGCCAGUGAUACCCGGCAAGUACCAGCUGUUGCUGCUGCUGCUGUUACUGGUGAUGCCUUGGCUGCCACUACUGUUGCCAUGGAAGAGGGUGGCGUUUCGGGAAAUACCAGGACUUCAGAUGGCGCAAUCCCAGCCGUUGGAGCUUCACAACCCACAAUCGCAGCCGCUGGGGCAUCAGCUGACAUCGCCAACGCGCUUUUGGGCAGAAACGCGUCCACUGGCCCAUCAGAGUCAGAGCCCAAACGUGCCCCAACCGACCAAUCAGCAUGCGACAGCGCGGUGGCAGAGGAGGACGUGAGGCGGGGGCGGGAGGAGGAGCAGGCGGCGUUUGGGCGGGUGGAGGUGGAAGUGGGGCGAGGGGGUGUGGGCGAGGCGAGGGUGAAUGAAGAGACGUGCUUCAAUGUGCGAGCACUGGAUGUGAAUGGAAGGGCUUUCGACGACGCAUGCAGGCAGCGUGCUUUUCUGGUGGCCUUCAUUGCGGGCGGCAGCAGCAGCAGCAGCAGCAGCAGCAGCGACAGCAGCAGCAGUGGGAGCGGCGGGGAGGAGGCAUUCCUGGGCGGCAUUGUGCCGUCGCAAGGCAGUGUGCGGUUGACAGAGGCUCACAUCCCACAAAGCCCAGAGGAGAGAGCAGCGCGGAUACGAGAGAUGGAGGAAGCAGGGGAGCGGGAGGAGGAGGGGCGUGCAGACAUACGCAUGGCACCUCGUGUGACCUACCACCCGACUAAUUCCUCGCACCGGGUGUGCUUCCACCUGCCCCUGCCCGGGCGCUACGGCCUCUCCCUGCACCUCCUCUUCUCCUCCACCUUCCGCCUGCUGCGCUCCAACGCGCGGGGCAGCAAUGAUGGGGGGUUCAACAACUACACCAUCGUGCACUCUCAAACCAUCCACGCAUCUGCCGCGCCCAACUACUCUCUUCAAGAGCACAGAAAAUCCCUCCCUCUCUGCACACCUUCUCUCCUCGCCGCCUCCCACCACGCCGGCUUCUGGGCGAGCCAGCUCUGGCGCCCCCAUGCGUGCCGCCUGCACCGCCUCUCCCCGCCUGCCAUCGCCCGCUGCUUCCACGCCCGCUCCGUGCUGCUGCUGGGGGACUCGCAGGUGCGCUACACCUUUGGCUUCCUCCGCUUCUUCCUGCGCUUCCCCUCCAGAGAGGCCUUUCUCAGGAAGCUCGCUGUCAACCCCACGAUGUUCUGGCCCAACAUGAUGGCCUGUGGCACCGUGCCACGUGGCAACGGGUCCGUCUACCCGCCAGUGAACAGCAGCACGGGCGCGCUCAUCUCCACGGGCGUGUGCCCCCAGCGCGGCUCCUCCUUCUUCUACCACGGGGAGAGUUUCAACGGCUUCGGCCGCGCCGUAUACAACCUGAGCACGCCAGGAGCAGCCCAUUCCCCGAGCGCAUUUAACCUGACGUACGUGUCGCAGUGCGGCGCCAGGAAGCCCGUCUUCCCCGCGUGGAUGAGCGACCCCGCCCUCGUGGGCGCAGGCCUCACUCUUUUUGACGGCCAGGCGGGGACAGGCAUGGAUGAUGGCACCGCUGCUCGCAGCGCUGGUGGCAGCGCUGAUGGCAGCGCUGAUGGCAGCGCUGGUGGCAGCGCUGGUGGCGGUGAUGGCAGCAAUGGCAAGGAGAGCAGCUUGAAUGGGAGCAGCAGCAGAGAGGGCGGGCGGCGGGUGUUUGACUUGGCCCUGGUGGGCACCACGCUGCACGACCUCAUUCAGCAGCCCAGCGCCAAGGACUUCGCUGCUCUCAUGGACUCCCACUUGCUCCCUGCGCUGCGAUCAACCAUGAAGGACCCCUCUGCAGUCACGGUCUUGGGUCCGUGGGCGGCGCGCGAGGACAGCAAGCCGCGGGACUUCGUGCCGGUCAGCAACAACGCCCGCGGACUGGCGUUCGAACACGAGCUGCUCAGGCGACUGCCCUCCACAGACCCCGGUGCUCCGAGUGCGCUUGGCAUGCUGCCGUUGACGGUGCCGCGGCCCGACCUGUGUCCCGACAGCACGCACUACUCGUGGCCGGUCACCCUCGCCAUGCUUGACCUCUGGCUCACCCCCUUAUGUGCGCCGGACACUUGACAUGGUUUUACUACUUGGGUUAUUCACAAAUACAAGCUUCAUUGACACCAGAUCAGAUCUUCGCCCGAUGGAAGCCACUCCCCAUGGCCCGUCAUUCAGGCUAUUUCACCGUCUGACUCAUAUUUCUCAUUCCAUCGUUCGCAAUCCAAGGCUGCAUGUCCGAGGGCUUGAAGUGGGGCGCAAGCUUGAGAGGCGUGAUCAACACUCAAGAUGUGUCUGUCCACUCUGUUAAGUAACGGGCCGGCUAAACCUUCAGCCCUACUUCUGCCCUGUUUAAUAGUCAUUGCUGAUUCUUUGUUCUUGGUGUAGUAAUUCUUUUCAAUAAAGGGCUUCUCUUGGU
Closterium sp. NIES-67 is the source of this 3318-nucleotide messenger RNA. The record is from the annotation of a GenBank genome assembly. Lineage: Eukaryota; Viridiplantae; Streptophyta; Zygnematophyceae; Desmidiales; Closteriaceae.